Molecule: messenger RNA, 1972 nt
Organism: Bactrocera dorsalis (oriental fruit fly)
Lineage: Eukaryota; Metazoa; Arthropoda; Insecta; Diptera; Tephritidae
Exons: 4
Coding region: 175-723 (182 amino acids)
Source: RefSeq, a predicted model, not a curated record
AUGUGUCAUGAACCCUCACUGUCAGCUCUCUCACUCUUGCUCUCGCCAACUUGUUCACGUUUACGUUAAUUGUUCCAUUUUUUCGAAAAAUGUGAAAUGCAUAGACAGUUGGCUUGGUAAAAGCACUGGGUGCGGUUUGCUUUCAACAUUGUAGUCAUUGCGAAAAGUAACGGUAUGCUCUCUAUACGUUUUAAGAGAAAAGCUCUGAAGAAUUUACUUGCCUACAGCGCGUGCCAUAUUAUUAUGUCCAAAAGCUCAACUUCCUACCUACUGUUACAAAUCUUAAUAAUGUGCUGUCUAUAUGGAGGAUACACAGCGGCCGAUGACGAUAAUGCCUUCACACUAGUUUUUGGCAGCGAGUCAACACUGCAAAGCGUGGAGAAAGAAGUCAGCGACGCAAAAGGAACACUGACAGAUGUCGUAAACAGUUCCAGCCAACUACUCGCGGAUUAUGACGCCUUGAUCGAAGACUUUGAAAAGCUAGAAACUGCGCUGGGCAAGCAAAAUGACAUUGUAUCGAAGAAACUGGAAACAUUUAUUGAGGAUAAUAUCGCAAUACAGAGCACGGAGCUGCUGCAAGAGCUGACAGCUGAUGAAAAAUGGCUGCAAGAGAUGAUGAGUGCGCAGCAAAGAUCAUUUAUCGCAGAGUUGAAAACGAGCGAAGAGAAACUGCUUGCUGAAAUCAAACAAAAUACAACACCCAAUGAAGUGUUAACUCAUUAAUGGCGCCAUUUUUUGGUAGCUGAGCUGCAAAUGAACACUGCGAAACGGUUAAAAUUUCCUUUUAGUUGUUUAGUCAAGUAAUAAAAUAAGAACGUAAACUAUAUUAUUUAGAAAUAAAUAAGCUUUCGAGGAUUCUUUAGUACGAGAAAUUCAUAUUUUUUCCAAAAAUCUAAAAGAAUUAUCUGUCAAAAUAUUGUAUCAGCACUGGUCAUCUUGACCUGAAGUGGAGUUGGAGUGUCCAGGCCUGUUGCACUGAGACCCAAAGAUCAUUAUUGUUAGUCCGUUUGAUCUCGUAUAUCCCUUUCUUAAAAUCAGCGGUCAAAAGAGGGAAAAAUAUUCCAAAAUCAGCGAAACAAAAAAAAAAAAACUUGCGAAAAUUUGUAAAUAAUUAAAAAUAGAAAGAAUAUGACACGUGCGAGACAUAACGGCGCUGAAAUUUUUAAUAUCACAAGCAAAGAUUAAGAUAGAGUCUUGUAAUUGGUGUGCGAAUCUAAGUGUACAGCAAGCAACGGAGCGGAUCACAAGUGAUGUCAAAGGCCAAAGCACUGCCGGUCAAAUUAGUGUAUGUGUGUGAGUGUGUCUUCAUUAUUGCUGUAAAUUUUGCGAGUGACUAAAUAUUUUUUAUUGUCAUAAGAAAUAGAGAAUUUUGCAAGCAAAUAGGUAAGUACACAUACAUACAUACAUACAUACGCACAUGUAAACAAAACAAAGCACGCAAUGGCGGAGCGGGUGCACUGAGCCGGAAGAGUUGCGUGUAGGUGAAUCACUUGUUAAUAGCCGACAGGUUAAGACGCUCAGCCAAGCAAGAAAGCCAUUUGAAAAGGUUGUGUUGAAAAGUGCGUGUGAGUAUGUGUGCAAUAGCAGCUGAAUGACUUUGUUGCUGCAUUCAAAAAUAGAAUUGAAAUAACAAAAAUAUGCGUAAAAUAAUUUUCUCUUCAAAGAAGAAGAAGAAGAAAAGAAUUAAUAAGCCAGCUAAAGAAUUGGUUUUAAGACGCCGCAGUUUUUGUCUUUUGUCCAGCAAUUAAAAUUUUAUUAAACUCACAAUGGUAGGGACAGGAAGAAUUGAGGCGCUCACUGUUUUUCAGGCGAAAAAGAAUUAAUAGCUUGUGACUUCAAACCGCUAGAGUGUAGUCAGACAAUAUUUAAAGUUCGUGCUGAGCAUAAAAAUGUUUUUGGGCUUUAUCAAAUUGUUGCAUAACUCGAUUUCAAACAACAAACAAUAUAGAUUGAUCUACGAAUAUCGGUAAUA